Thermochaetoides thermophila DSM 1495 is the source of this 1893-nucleotide messenger RNA. Its product is annotated as glutamyl-tRNA synthetase-like protein. Gene Ontology annotation, biological process: glutamyl-tRNA aminoacylation. The record is from RefSeq and is a predicted model, not a curated record. NCBI's taxonomy places the organism in Eukaryota, Fungi, Ascomycota, Sordariomycetes, Sordariales, Chaetomiaceae. The transcript is spliced from 6 exons. Gene Ontology annotation, molecular function: zinc ion binding; glutamate-tRNA ligase activity; tRNA binding. Bases 1 to 1893 code for a protein of 630 amino acids.
AUGAACCAGAUUAGCCCAAGAAGCGGGCACGUGCUCCUGCGACGGGCGGUUCCUUGCGCGUGGGCUGGAAAGCUCUUUAGAACUUCAUCUGCCCAGCGCCUGCAAUGCUUCUCUUGCGCUUCAGCGCAACGGAUUGCAGACCGUCAAGUGCGAGAAGAUAGGUUCAAGCUCCCGGACAGCCCAUGCCGCACCCGGUUUGCCCCAUCCCCCACGGGAUAUCUGCACUUGGGCUCCUUGAGGACAGCCCUGUUCAACUAUCUUCUCGACCGGGCGACAGGCGGCCAGUUCAUUCUGCGCAUUGAAGACACGGAUCAAACUCGUCUGGUGCCAGAUGCUGAAGAAAAACUGUAUGAAGAUCUGAAAUGGGCCGGUCUGUCGUGGGAUGAAGGUCCUGACAUUCAGGGACCAUAUGGCCCUUACAGACAAUCCGAAAGGCUUCCUCUCCACGCCGAGCAUGCCAAUAAGCUUGUUCGUGAGGGCAAGGCCUAUCGCUGCUUCUGCUCGCCUGAGGCACUGGAGGAGCACAAGCGGCAAGUCCAUGAGCUCGGUCAGCCAACUCUGUACCCCGGGACAUGCCGCAACAUCCCCCUGGAGGAGUCCGACCGCCGAGCUGCUGCAGGCGAGCGGUAUGCUGUCCGCUUUAAGAGUUCAGAGACACCUGUCAUGAUCCACGAUAUUAUCUACAACCGGUUUCGAAAGAAGGAUCCCGAGGAUGACUACGUUAUCCUGAAACGCGACGGCUUCCCGACAUACCACUUUGCUAAUGUCGUUGAUGAUCGGCAUAUGAAGAUCACUCAUGUCAUCCGCGGGGCGGAAUGGCUCAUCUCAACACCCAAACACGUCGAGCUGUAUAGCGCCUUUGGCUGGGAGCCGCCUAAAUUUGCACACCUCGGCCUGCUCGUGGACCAAAACAGACAAAAGCUUAGCAAACGAGACAACUCUGCCAACAUGGCCUGGUACAAGGAAAGCCGGAUCCUGCCCGUUGCUCUCCUUAAUUUUGCCGCCCAGUUGGGUUGGCGCGGUAAAGGUCCUCAGGGGAACGUCAUGGACCUACAGGAGAUGGUAGCCAAUUUCAACUUGCAAUUCACCAAAGGCGACAUCAUCGUUUCCCUCCAAAAACUUCCCCACCUCCAAGACAAACAUCUUGCUCGUCUAGCCCCUGAGGACCGAAAAGUCUCCCCUGCGCCACAAUUCCAGACCCAUGUUCUUGCGCCCAUCAAAUCAGCCAUCGCCGCAAUUGAAGAGUCCCGUCGCCACUCUCUACCUACCAUCCCGAGCUCCAUCCCGGCCUCCUCGCUCGGUGAGCCGCUGCAGACACCACGCAUCCUCUCUUCACCGUUCGAGGCUGACCUUGUCCGCGGCCUGUUGGGCACCCGGCUCAAUCUGGACGACCCAACUGCACGGUUCUCUGAGGCUGUGGCCAAGCUCAAGUACUUUAUCUGGCAGAUUCCAUUGGAUGUGCUUGUUGCCCGGCUGAAGGAGCUUGAGCUCGGCAGUCGCUUGCCUGUGUCGGAAUCAGAGCCGGUGCCUGUGAAGGCGUGUGAUGAUAAGGAGAAGUUGGUUGAGGCGAUCGGAUAUAUGCUGGAGAAAGUUUCGGCUGUGGAUGAGGGAAGUUGGACGAGAGAGGGUCUAGAUAAACUGUUGAAGGAUGUCCUCAUCGGAGAUGGCCGGAUGGCAGGCAUCUAUGCCGGUGUGGUUGACGACAUUCAGAAGUUGGUAUUCAAGCUGAUGCGGUGGGCGCUGGUUGCAUCAGAACCAGGCCUGCCCAUUCCGCAUACAAUGCAUGUUCUUGGGAGAGAGCAGACUCUCCAGCGCUUGGGGGUCGCGAAGAGUGUUGUGGAGGAGGUCGUUAACAUUCCUGAGGGUCACGAGGACGAGAUGACAGAGCAAUGA